Molecule: messenger RNA, 2844 nt
Organism: Stegostoma tigrinum
Lineage: Eukaryota; Metazoa; Chordata; Chondrichthyes; Orectolobiformes; Stegostomatidae
Gene: lmo2
Product: LIM domain only 2 (rhombotin-like 1)
Exons: 4
Coding region: 417-893 (158 amino acids)
Biological process (GO): positive regulation of transcription by RNA polymerase II
Cellular component (GO): nucleus
Molecular function (GO): transcription coactivator activity; DNA-binding transcription factor binding
Source: RefSeq, a predicted model, not a curated record
AAAUGCCUCUCCCUUUUGCACUGAUAUGCUGGCUCCCCUAUUGAGUCUUGCAGUCUUCUGUCAACUGGGGUCGAAGUUUUCCACCCAGAGUACAUUUUGUCGCCCUUUGCACAUCUUCCAAGUAGUAAUGGGACUGGACUAGUAAUCCAGACUGAGAACAGAAAGCAGUAUCAACUCCCAAAGCCCAUCACAUUGUCAAGAUCAAGCUUCGAAGGGUCCCUUGACGACGCUUCAAAGCUGCGGCUCGAACACGAAUUUCCGCGCAUUGUCCGAGUCGUGAUGAGGAAAAGGAAACGUGUGAUCUGGGCUCAGCGCAGUAUAUAAAAAAAAGCCAGCAGCAGCUUCAGGGCCUUGCAGAGACAAGAGAGAGAGAGAGCGAGAGACAGAGUUGGCGACCCUGCUCCGUCCCCGAACCAAUGUCAGCAACAAUCGAGAGGAAAUCGCUGGAAAAUGCAGAAGAGCCAGUGGAUGAGGUUUUACAGAUACCUCCUUCCUUAUUAAUGUGUGGGGGUUGUCAACAGAAUAUUGGAGAUCGUUAUUUCCUGAAAGCAAUUGACCAGUAUUGGCAUGAAGACUGUCUGAGUUGUGACUUGUGUGGCUGUAGACUGGGAGAAGUGGGGAGGAGAUUGUACUACAAACUAGGCAGAAAGCUGUGCCGAAGGGACUACCUCAGAUUAUUUGGUCAAGAUGGACUUUGUUCUGCCUGUGACAAACGCAUCCGUGCCUAUGAAAUGACAAUGCGAGUCAAAGACAAAGUUUACCACCUGGAGUGUUUUAAAUGUGCUGCCUGUCAAAAGCAUUUCUGUGUAGGAGACAGAUAUUUGCUCAUCAACUCAGACAUUGUCUGUGAACAGGACAUUUAUGAAUGGACUAAACUCAAUGGGAUGAUCUAGAAUUAUACCUGAUACUCAUCAUCACUGGGUCUCAAAUAUUGUCUGUAUGUAUGAAUUCACCAUUUUGUAAGGACCUACAAAUGUUGAGGACUUGUACAGAUAUUUUAUUAACAAGCUGUGAAGGUUUCAUUUAUACGCACACUUUACUGUGAAAUAUUAACUUCUGCAGCUUCGCUAAGGAGACAGGAAUGAAUGUCGUCUUAGUAAUUGUGACAAAUAUUUACUCCUCAUAAAUAAGUCAAAUAACUGCUCAGUUUGGAUUCUGACAGAUCGACUUGGUUCCAGAUCUCUUUGCAAUCUGUGGUUUCAGAUGAGGACAGAAGCAGAAUACUCAAGGAGAAUGGGAAGUAUUUUUCUUUGUCAACAAGGCAACAUGCGAGUUUGUAUUUUUUUUUACUUCCUCACGGAUGUAUGCACUGAUGGCAAGACUGAUAUUUACUGCCUCUUCCCAAAUACCUUUGAGAUGUUGGUGUCUUCUUCACCCAUUAUAGUUCCAUGCAUUGAAGAUUUACUCAGAGUGCUGUUUAGAAGUAAGCCGCAGGCAUUUGUCAAUAUGUAUGAGAUAAUUAUUGUCUAAGCCAAUGAUGCUACCCCCUCAUUGGUCAGCAACUUCAGAGCAUACACGUUCGAAAGCCUUUUUUGCAUAAAUAUACUUUAUGAUAGUUUUUGUUUUUAUUCAAACGAGUCAAUCGGUCAAUCCAAAAAGGUGGGGUAACAAAAGAAAAACCCUAACAAAUGAACAGUCACGAAGAUGUGGUCCAGCAAGUUUUAAGAUUAUUAGAUCAGCCACUACAAUUUAAAACCACAGGAAAUCACAGAAUGACAGAAAGAGGCCACUCAGCCCAUCAGGUCUGCACCAGCUCUCUGAGUAUUUCAGCCAGUGCCAUUCUUCUGCCUUUUCCCUCCAACCCCACACAUUCUUCCUUUUCAGAUAACAAUCUGAAAUUGUCUUUUAAAUGUCUCGAUUGAGCCUCCCUCCACCAGACUGUCAGGUAAUGCAUUCUAAACUGUAACCACUCUCUGCAUGAAAACAUUUUCCUCAUUUUGCUGUUUGUUUGGCCAAUCAAUUUAAAUCUGUUCCCUGUGGUCCUCAGUCCUCUCAAGUGGGAGGAGCUUCUCCCUGUCUGCUUUGUCUACUCCUACUGACCUUCAAUAAUUUCGAAUACCUCUCUAACAUCUCCUUGUAGCUAUCUCUUCUCUGAGUCAAGAAGUCUGAAAAACUCCAUUCCUUCCAAAAACUGAAGUUCCGCAUGGCUGGAAUUAUUCUCAUUAAUCCUUUACACACUUCUGAGGUGUUCACAUCUUUCCUUGAGUGUGACACCUAGAAUUGGACGUGAAACCAAAACUGAGGCUGAACUAGUAUCUCAUCCAAGUUCAAAUAACUAUUUUGCUCUUGUCCUCCUUGUCCCUACUGUUUAAGCCCAGGACACUGAAUACUUUAUUAACUACUCUGUCCAGCUCCCGUCAAUGAUUAAUGCACCUAUCUACCCAGGUUCCUCUGCUCCUGUACUGUUUAUGUUGUAUCCAGAUUCUUCCUAUGAAAACGAGUUACCUCAAAUAUCUCUGCAUUGAACUUCAUUUGCCAUCUGCCUACCCACUCUCCCAACUUAUCUAUGUCCUUUCAAAGAUCUAUACUAUCUUUCUCAUGUUUGUAAUGUUUCCAAGGUUUAUAACACUUGCAUAAUUUGAAAUUGUUUUGAGCCUGCUGGAUAUCUUGUUUAUUAAGAGAAGAUCAUCAGCAUUCCAAUGGAACAUUGAGACAUUACAAGAGCAUAAGGUUUUUAGUGGGCACCAAAUUUAAUUAAUAUUUAAUUCCAUGCUUUUUAAUAGGAAAAUAAAUUGCCUGACUUUUAAGAAGUGAUCGAUGUAAAUUAUAGCUCUUUUUGAAGUUUGUUAACUCCCAUGACAGCAUUUUUUAAAUUCAUGCAUUCUCAAAAUGACUUUGUCUAUU